Messenger RNA from Cornus florida, 1056 nucleotides. RefSeq names its product WAT1-related protein At3g28050-like. Gene Ontology annotation, cellular component: plasma membrane. The record is from RefSeq and is a predicted model, not a curated record. Gene Ontology annotation, molecular function: transmembrane transporter activity. The transcript is spliced from 7 exons. NCBI's taxonomy places the organism in Eukaryota, Viridiplantae, Streptophyta, Magnoliopsida, Cornales, Cornaceae. Bases 1 to 1056 code for a protein of 351 amino acids.
AUGAGGAGCUCCAAGAAUGUGCUUCCAUUUGUGGGCAUGGUGAUUUCUCAGUGUAUAGUGGUGGGAACCAUGAUAGCAGGCAAAGCAGCCAUGUCAAGUGGAAUGACUAACUUCACCUUUGUCUCCUACUCAAAUGCUAUUGCCUCCCUCAUUCUUCUUCCUUCUUCCUUUCUCAUCCACAGAUUAGGCCGUCCUCCAAUUACUUUCUAUCUCCUCUGUGCCUUUUUCUUGCUUGCCUUACUCGGUUGCACAGUUCAAGUAUCUGCGUAUGCUGCAAUUCAGUAUACCUCUCCGGCCUUUGCAUCAGCCAUGCUUAACCUCAUCCCAGGUUUCACCUUCAUAAUUGCCAUCAUAUUAAGGAUGGAAAAACUAGAUUGUAAAAGCUCUAGUAUUGCUAAAUCAAUCGGAACAGUAGUGUCGAUCAUAGGGGCAUUCGUCGUGACUCUCUACAAAGGCCCCUCGAUUAUGAUGACCUUCUCACAUUCAAAUUCCCCUCAUCGGCUUCUUCUCAUUCAUUUUUCGAAAUGGAUCAUUGGAGGAUUGAUCCUUGCAGCUGACUCUGCAUUGAGUUCAUUGUACGGUAUAUUAGUGGUAUUGAUCCUUCGGAAAUUCCCAGCACAGCAGAUUUUAAUCUUCUUUUACUGCUCCUUUGUGGCCAUUCUAUCUGCAGUAGUUGCUUUGAUUAUGGAAGCAGACACAAGUGCUUGGAGUUUACAACCUAAUAUAAGGCUGAUUGCUGUUCUGUACUCGGGAAUAAUUGGCACCGCAUUGCAAUUCACCAUCACUGCAUGGUGUCUGCACAGCGCAGGGGCCCUUUUUGUUGCUAUGUUUCAGCCAUUGGGGAUUGUCAUUGCAACUGUUAUCGGCAUCAUUUUUUUAGGUGAUACUUUCUAUCUCGGAAGUUUGGUGGGAUCAAUUGUUAUUGUUAUUGGAUUUUAUGCCGUGAUGUGGGGAAAAUUCAGAGAAGGCAAUGACGUUAAGAGCUCGGAUUCGACCAUUGAAAAGGCCCCUCUCUUGCAAAACAAUGGUGAGGAGACAGAAGUUUUGACACAGUGA